CUCCAGCUCCGAGGCGACGAAGAAGUGGUCUCAGCUCCUCGUCUAUGCAAUACAAAUUUCCACCCGUAUAUGUACAAGAUGCAUCACAAAUUUCGCCAAUUUGGAGCAUAAAGAAAAGUUGUCAUGCUAAACUAGGAUCGAAGCCAAGUUUUGUCAUGCAGAGACCGCACUUGUACGCCGUGUGCGGGAAAUUUACUGUGGAUAUCGUCAGGACGACGGGGGCAAGAUGAAUUUCUGGACGAGCAGCGCGUUCGGAUGUCGUCCUCCUCGUUUUCAUCGUGUGAUCGGCAAACGGCGCGGGGGGUGAAAAAGAAAAAGAAUAUGCUAUUGUCCGCCGGCGCAGCUCAACAGCAGUACCUGUCCCUACAACGCAAGGGGGAAGACCGUGACCUGCCCUGCAUCUGGUCCUCUCACCUUCUCCGUGAGUGGUCUUCCUGUUCCGGCUCCUCAGAGUUGCAAAGGCUCUCUUUGUCCAACAGCAGCGAUCUAACAGCGAACAAAACCGGAACUACCGGUCCCCAGCCUCGGCGGUCCAUUUUGCGGAAACAUUCGUCGUGCUACGCGCCAGGCGGGCGGGAUUCCUGCGUUUCGGUCGGCAGUGCGCUCCUCGGGGAAUCGGGGAGCGCUGACUCGCGGGCAGCGCGUCGCUCGGUGUCUUUCUGUCCCGAGGGGGAGAAAGUUCUCCUGAUUCAGGGCCGGAAGCACUUCGGCAAGGGCCAGCAGCAGGAGGAGCUCCGGAAGUCCAAGCUGGCCGCGCAGGCGACCCUGGAGCAAGAAUUGCGAAAGGAGCAGGAAGAGGAACGGCAGAGAAAGCCGCGCGCCAGCCUAUGAGAGUGCACAACUCCCCCUUCCCCUCAUUUGUCAUGCAAAAUACCUCACUUACGCCUCUCCUCAUGGCACAGUUUGCGUGACAAGUUCUGGUAAGUUGCCCGAAUAGCAUUAUACUCCAGUGCAAAUUUGUAACAUCAACAUGCAACACCAGCACUCUUGCUGAUGCUUGUAUUGCCGUUCAUGCAAUACAAAUGAGGGGGAGGGGGACGAGUUGUACACUGUUAUACCUUUUGAAUCAGAACGAAUGGUCGUCCUGCGAGACAACUGCAAAGGGCGGCAGUAAGCAG
Molecule: messenger RNA, 1118 nt
Organism: Amoebophrya sp. A120
Lineage: Eukaryota; Dinophyceae; Syndiniales; Amoebophryaceae
Source: the annotation of a GenBank genome assembly